ACUUCACAAACGGAUGACGCAUGUUAUUCGUAAUGAUUAAGGAAUUACAGGAAACAUACAUACGUAUCUUAUCUGAAUAAUUUUAUGAAUAAUUUGAUUUAAAUCAUUAAUAUUUUACCACGACGGAGCAUUUAAAUGUUUACUAUAUUAAUGUUUAAAUGUUAACAAGACUUGUUAUAUGAUGAUUGGUUAUAUGACAACUGAUUAGCAUUUAGCUUAAACGGAUAGCGAUCUAGAGUACUUCGUUUCCAAGACUUAUACUGCUUGCCUUUUCUCUUCACAUUGUUGAUGGCGGAGAAGGUAAGAGUUUCUUGUCACUUCAGCAACAAACGAAAAAGCUGACUUAGAAAUCAAGGAUAUGGAUUACCUGCUUUAAUCGUUUGUUUCAUUCUUUCUUUCCCGAUAUUUCCAAGUCAGCAAAGUUUGAAAAGCCAUUCCAUCAUUUUCCCCUCUCACGCAUUGGAAAUUGCUACAAAACUAUCAUGUUGGAAUGUUGGUAGAAGAACCAUAGUCCAAUUCACAAGCUGCAGAGAAAGAUGAUGAUGUCCACACCCUCAGCAGAGCAGCAGCAGCGGCCGGAGAAGCCACACGCAGUGCUGCUGCCAUGUCCGGCACAAGGCCAUAUCAACCCAUUUAUGCAGCUAGCCAAGCUCUUACACCUCCAAGGUUUCCACAUAACAUUCGUCAACACCGAGCAUAACCACAGGCGCCUGGUCCGGACCGGAGGGCCCGAAGCUGUGAAGGAUCUCCCUGAUUUCCAGUUUCAGGCUAUUCCUGAUGGCUUGCCGCCGUCGGACAACGAUGCAACUCAAGACCCUGCUGCACUUUGUUACGCGACGCAGAAUUACUGCCUGGAACCCUUUCUGGAACUAAUUGACAAACUAAACUCAUCUUCUGAUGACAUCCCACCUGUUUCUUGCAUAGUAUCAGAUGGAGUGAUGACUUUUGGGAUUAGAGCUGCUGAAUUGUUGGGGGUCCAGCAUGCUACAUUCUGGACUGCUUCAGCCUGUGGCUUCCUGGGAUAUUUGCAAUUUGAUGAACUCAUUAGAAGAGGCAUAUCUCCUCUCAAAGAUGCCAACUUAGUGGAUGGAACCCUUGAAAGUCCUCUAGGCUGGAUUCUUGGAAUGAGAAACAUCCGACUGAGGGAUCUGCCAAGCUUUGCAACGACGAUGGAUGUCGAUGAUGUAGCUUUCCAUUUCGUCAGAACGGAAACCAGGAACUGCUUGAAAUCAUCCGGUGCAAUCAUCUUCAACACCUUUGAUGCAUUUGAAGAGCCCGUGCUAGAAGCAAUCAGAACAAACUUUGCUGGCCAGCAGGUGUAUACAAUUGGUCCACUCCACUUGCUUGGGAAGGAAAUGUAUGAACCCGAAACCGAAUCCACGUCGAUUAGUCUGAAUCUAUGGAAAGAAGACCUGAAAUGUAUGGAAUGGCUCGACGAAAAAGAGCCUCAAUCAGUUGUGUAUGUCAACUAUGGGAGCAUGGCGGUUAUGUCUGAUGAUCAUUUGAAGGAAAUUGCGUGGGGGCUUGCAGAAAGCAAACGUCCAUUUCUCUGGAUCAUACGAUCAGACAUCGCAAUGGGGAGUUCAGCUAUCUUGCCGAUAGAGUUUCUGGAUGAAAUCAAAGGACGUGGGUGUCUCGCCGGUUGGUGCCCACAGCAGGAAGUGCUUUCACAUCCAGCUGUGGGCGUUUUUCUGACCCAUUGUGGUUGGAACUCUACGAUGGAGAGCGUCUCUGCUGGCGUUCCCAUGAUCUGCUGGCCAUUUUACGCGGAACAACAGACUAACUGUAGAUAUGCUUGCACUGAAUGGGGGAUUGGCGUCGAGCUCAGUAAGGAUGUGAAGAGGAAUGAGGUUGUGGAUGCCGUUGAAGAGAUGAUGAAUGGAGAGGAAGGGAAGGCGAUGAAGCAUAAGGCUUUGGAGUGGCAAAAGAAAGCGAGGGAAGCCGUUGGUGUGCAAGGAUCGUCGCUCGAUAAUUUUAUGCAAUUUCUUCUCGAUUAUGAUCACAAGAAUAAACACAGGCACGCGGGAAGUAUUUAGUCAAUGACAUGUUUAAGAGCAUACGAUAUUUAGCAUAUUUUAGUAGUGUGGAGAGAGAAAAGAAAUAGUUAGAAAUCGUAAACAAAAACAAGUAUCAUAUAUUUUUUCUCAAUAACUUAGAAAUUCCAGU
This is a messenger RNA of Linum trigynum, 2166 nucleotides long. The record is from the annotation of a GenBank genome assembly. Lineage: Eukaryota; Viridiplantae; Streptophyta; Magnoliopsida; Malpighiales; Linaceae.